This is a messenger RNA of Closterium sp. NIES-67, 3793 nucleotides long. NCBI's taxonomy places the organism in Eukaryota, Viridiplantae, Streptophyta, Zygnematophyceae, Desmidiales, Closteriaceae. The record is from the annotation of a GenBank genome assembly.
GAGCGGUCGAAAGCAGGGUUGGAGGAGACAGGGAUUUGAGCGGGUUUAGUGGGAUUGGGGGUGGGUUGAGUGACAGGGGCGUAGAUAGCUGGAAGAGAUUGGUGGGCCUGGGAUCCAGGGCAGGUGAUGGUUUUAGGGCAGGUACGGGUGCAGGUCCGGGUGCAGGUACGGGUGCUGGUAUGGGUGCAGGUUCGGGUGCAGGGCGUUUGGGCAGGAGGGGUCAGGGGGAUGAGAUAGUGGCGCCUCCCUUGACGUUCCUCCCCACGUACAUGGGCAAGAGGGCUGCUGGCGAGCGUCUGUCUGUUGCUGAACUUCCAUCUGCGCAGCCGGCUCCAGGUGGUUUCUCAGGUGCUGUGUCAGGUGCUGCUGGUCUAGGUCCUGAGGGUGGGGUCCAGCGUGUGGGGCAGAUGGGGAAGGGCAAGGAAAUGGUUGCGGAGGAAGAAGAAGGGGUGUAUGCACAGACUGCCUUGAUUGAAUCCGCUGCUGGUGGUCUUGGUGUGGGCGUUGCCGCGAAUGCUGCUGCUGCUGGGCGCUCGCAGCCUACUGCUUCGGCUGCUCCUGCUCCUGCUCCUGCUGCUGCUGCUGCUGCUGCUUCUGCUGCUGCUGCUCCCAAACCGUUGACCCCUGUUGAUUCCAUCUCCAAGCCUGGAUUCCCUUGGGCUGGAGGUACCGGGGCAGGCACCAGUAUUGCAGGUGCGGGUGCAAGUACAGGUAUGGGUGCAGGUGUAGGCACGGGUAUGGGUACGUUUGGAGGUUCGGUCUGGGGUAUGGCAGCAGGUGCAAGCACCGGUGCAGGUGAAGGGGCAGGAGCGAGCAGGGCGGCAAGAGCAGAUGCAACUGGGGUAACUAUACGAGAGAAGCGAGAGGAUUCGCAGCAGGUUGGGGGCGAGGCAGAGAAGGAUGGCGGAGUUGCGAGAGGAUUUGCAGCAGCAGCAGGGGCAGGUGCAGGUGCAGCAGCGGCACCAACAGCAGGUGCCGCUGGUGCAGGUGCCACCAGUAAGGCUAGAGGUGGAGGAAGCAAGGAGAGAGAGCCGUUUGCCACGUCAUCUGAUGAGCCGACCAUUGUGAUACGCCCACGUGGAUCCCCUGAUGCCACGUCAGCAGGAGGGGGUGCACGUGCAGGGUUUGCUGGGGGUUUCUCAUUCCACGGCACAGGGGCAGCCCCGGCAGGCUCGGCAUUCCCCUCUGCAGGUUUGGAAACCCCGAAGCUGUUCGGUUCGGGCAGCAUUUCCAAGUCCCAGACCUCUCCACCUGGAGCUGCUUUGGGCGAGAAGAAGGGUGCAGAGGUUGCCGAGCCUAAGUUCAGCUUCGGCAGCAGGCCAGGCUCGGCAGCGGGUCUGGAUUUCAGUGUGGUAGUCGCCAAGGCAGCAGAGCCAGAGCAAGCAGCAGUAGCACAAGCACCAAAAUUCCAAUUCCGCUCUCCAGCUUUCUCCUUCAGCAAGGCUGUACCAUCACCAUCGCAUGCCUCAAAGCCAGACUCGCCAGCUGCAGCUCCUGUGUCUGUUGCCGCUGCGACUUCUGCCGGCGCUACAGCCGUUGCUGCUACAGCCCCCUCCUCCCCCUCCUUCCCAUCCUCGCCCAUCACUCCCGUCGCCUUCUCAUUCAGAUCCCCAGCCGCCACUACUACCAGCGCUGCCGCUGCUGCUGCUGGUGCGUUUGCUGCUGAUAAGCCACAAGUGCUGGCCGCACCCAAGGCCCUUUUUGCCACGUCCUCUCCCUUCACGUCGUCGGUGGUUCCUAGCACUGGUGCUGCUGGGAAUACCAAAACUGGUGCUGCGGAGACCGCACCAGGUACAGGCUUAGGCUCUGGCACAGCGGCUUCAGCAGAGGCAAAGGCACCAACUGCCACUCCGGUGUUUUCCUUCGGCGCUUCUGCCCCAGCUAAGAGUGGCUUUGCCUUUGGUGCUGCCACUCCUGCAUCUUCCCCAGCUAAGAGUGGCUUCGCCUUUGGUGCUGCCCCUGCGACUCCUGCGUUUGGGGCGACCACUCCUGCUGCUGCUGCUGCUGCUGCUGGUGCUGGUGGUGCAGCAACAACCACUCCUGCCUUUGCAGUGACACCCUUCUCCUUUGCAGGAAAGAGCAGUCCCACAGAGGCAGGUGCAAAGAUAGGGGCAGGUGGCGGGGAUGGGGAGGAGGGUGGGGAGGGGGAGGGGGAUGGGGAGGGGGAUGAGGUGAGUGAGAGACUGCAGUCGGACAGGCCAAAGAAGAGGGGUGGCGUUGCUGUGUGGGGCAAAGGAAGCAGCAGCCCUGUUGCUGAUGGUGGUGAUGGUGGUGAUGGCGGUGCUUUUCCCAACCCUUUCAAGGCGAGGGCUUCCCCACCAACUGCUGAUGGUGCUGCUGCUGCUGCUGUUGCUGAUGGGGGUGAUUUUCCCAACCCUUUCAAGAAAAGGGCCUCCCCACCAACCCAGACAUCCGACAAGCCGGCACAGGCCUCCCCAUUUCCCUCAUCCCCCUCCCCAUUCCCCUCCCCUCCCUCCCCAUUCUCUCCCUCUCCAUUCAAGUUCGGCUCACCAGCAGCAGCGGCAGCAGCGGAGGGAACAGCAGCAGGCACCGCCUCUGCUCCCAUGUUCGCAUUCACCUCCUCUCCUCCUCCUGCCGCCGGCUCCUCCUCUCCGUCGAUCCCCGCUUCCUCUCUGCCCCCCUCUUCUGCGUCCCUGGUUUUUAAUACAGCUGCAGCAGAUGCUGGUGCUUCGAAAGCAGCAGCCGGAGCGUCUUCCUCUCCUGUCUUUUCGUUCAGUGCUGCUCCCUCCUCCACACCCGCUCCCUCCUUUCAACUCUCCCCUUCAAUGCCUGCCACUGCUUUCGCUCCCCCCACUUCGUCUGCUGCUCCUCUCUUCUCCUUUGCCUCCAAGAGCCUGUCACCAUCACCAUCCCUUGCCGCUGCUGCCUCAUCCCCCGCUGCUGGCGGCUUAACCCCUGCUGCUGUUGCUGCCUCAUCCCCUGCUGCCGCUGCUGCCGCUGCUCCGCUCUUCUCGUUUGGUGCGACUCCAUCCGCCCCGCAGUUCUCCUUUGGCAAGGCGGCAGGUACAGGGACAUCCCCGACUGCCACCCCUGUAUUUUCCUUCUCUGCUGCUGCUUCCUCGGCUGCUGCUGGUACUUCGAGCUCUGCACCCUCUUUUGGCCUGUCAUCCGCUCCUGCUGCCACUGCUGCUGCUGCUGGUGCUGGUGCUGGUGCUGCUGAUGGUGUCAGCAAGGGCCUGUUUACAUUUGGAGGGUCUGCAGCAAAUGGCGUUGCUGCACCGUCGCUGCCAACUUUCAGUUUUGGAGCGUCAGCAUCAACAGGCUCAGCAGCAGGAUCAACAGCAGCUCUUGCGGCCCCUCUCUUUGGGGGUUUCACCCCUCCCCCUGCUGCAGCCGGUAAUGCUGCUGAUGGUGAUGGGGGCAGUGGUGGUGCAGACGGCAAUGAAAAUAAUAACCCAGGUGCGGAUGGUGCUGCUGUUCCUGCUGCUGCUUCGCCGUUUGGUGGGUUUGGGGUGAAUGGGAAUGGUGGGGGGUUUGUGGGGGCGUCUGGAGGGUUUUCCAUGGGUGCUGGGGGGGAUGCAGGUGGGGAUAAGACACCAGCAGCAUCGAAUAUUGCGGGAAGGAGAAUCGUCAGGGCGAAACGACCUCUGGCAAGGCGAAAAUAGGGGAGGUGUGGGUGAAUGAAUUGAUUGCCGUAGGUUGGACAUUUGUUAGGUAGCAAUUUUGAUUUAAGCACUGUUCGUUUCAUAGGUUCCUUUUCUAACAUUCUUUACUCUAAUGCCUUUGGCGCAUUGAAUUGAAGUGGCCCAUCUUGCUGGGAUACGAAUUUACC